Sitodiplosis mosellana (orange wheat blossom midge) is the source of this 1689-nucleotide messenger RNA. RefSeq lists its product as uncharacterized. Bases 1 to 1689 code for a protein of 562 amino acids. NCBI's taxonomy places the organism in Eukaryota, Metazoa, Arthropoda, Insecta, Diptera, Cecidomyiidae. The transcript has 7 exons. The record is from RefSeq and is a predicted model, not a curated record.
AUGUUUGUGAGCUACGGCCAUAAGAAAACUUUAUCCAAAGUUUUCACGAAACUGCUCAAAGUUGAUGCCGGUUCCAUUGACAAAAUAUUCCCGAAUGACUGGAAAUCGAAAACAUGGAAAAAAUUCGGUAAUGAAAUUGCAAGAAUCGGGGAGGAUGGAGUCGCAAGUGAAGCCACAAUCACAGACGAAGAGAAUGCGUCCGUCCGCCCGGAAAAGGCAGCGAAACGCAAAUCCAAGAAGACUGGCCAGGGAAAGCCAGCAAAACGCAAAUCCAACACGACUGUGAUCACAGACGAGGGGAAUGCGUCCGUCCGCCCGGAAAAGGCAGCGAAAUGCAAAUCCAAGAAGACCGUCGCAAGCGAAGCCACAAUCACAGACGAGGAGAAUGCGUCCGUUCGCCCGGAAAAGGCAACGAAACGCAAAUCCAAGAAGACUGCCACAACCAAAGAGCAGGAUGGGUCAGACCUGGAAAAGCCAGCGAAACGCAAGCGUUUCCAAACUGAGCAUUUUCUUGAUAAAACAUUUAAAAUAUGUAUCGAAAGAUUAGAACCUGGUUUAUUCGGUGGUUCAUCAGGUGAUCCAUCCGGUGGUCCGUCCGUUGGUGAAAAGGGCGCCAAUGAUCAAUCGGCAAAGAAGGAUGCCGAAAGCGAUGGUGCAAGCGAAGGUGCAAGCAAUAGCUCUUCUUCUGAAAGUGAGGACGAGGAUGGUCCGUCCGUUAGUGAAAAGGGCGCCAAUGAUAAAUCGGAAAAGAAGGAUGCCGAAAACGAAGGAGAAUCGAAAGUUUGUGAAAAGGAUGAUUCCAAUAGCGGUCUGUCCGACAACUCUCAAGCCGAUAUUGUGCUAACUGCAGAAGGGACUGCUAAACCUUCCGUCGCCGGUGGUGGUUCGCCGAAAAAGCAUCAAACUGUCGAACGCAAAGGUGUGCGCAAGACGUCGGUCGAAAGAGGCAAAGCUUUGAAUGCCCAGAGCGGCGGUGCCAGUGAUAGCUCUUCUUCCGAAAGUGAGGACGAGGAUGGUCCGUCCGUCGGUGAAAAGGAUGCCGAAAGCGAUGGUACAAGCGUCGGUGCAAGCGAUAGCUCUCCUUCCGAAAGUGAGGGCGAGGAUGGUCCGUCCGUUAGUGAAAAGGGCGCCAAUGAUAAAUCGGAAAAGAAGGAUGCCGAAAACGAAGGAGAAUUGAAAGUUUGUGAAAAGGAUGAUUCCAAUAGCGGUCCGUCCGACAACUCUCAAGUCGAUAUUGUGCUAACUGCAGAAGAGACUGCCAAACCUUCCGUCGCCGGUGGUGGUUCGCCGAAAAAACAUCAAACUGUCGAACGCAAAGGUGUGCGCAAGACGUCGGUCGAAAGAGGCAAAGCUUUGAAUGCCCAGAGCGGCGGUGCCAGUGAUAGCUCUUCUUCCGAAAGUGAGGACGAGGAUGGUCCGUCCGUCGGUGAAAAGGGCGCCAAUGAUCAAUCGGCAAAGAAGGAUGCCGAAAGCGAUGGUGCAAGCGACGGUGCAAGCGAUAGCUCUCCUUCCGAAAAUGGUCCGUCCGUUGGUGAAGAGCAGCAAACUGGCAAACGCGAAGAUGUGCGCAAGACGAAGGUCGAAAAAAACAAAGGUUCCCAUACCAAAGCUGCUCAAAAGCAAUAUGGUUCGGCAAACAAAGGACCAAUGUUCAGAAUGCGAACCUUAAGAAGCAAGAAAGGUUAUUGA